GUGUAACCUGUGAGGAGAUAAAGGGGCAUGUGGAGGCCAUGUUGAGCAGACACACUCCUGACUGAUCAGACCUCAGUGGACACACAGACUUCUCUGCAGCACAGCGUGAACAGCAGAAUCAGUCAACAUGUGUUGCUCCGGCUUUCUCAAAAUUAUGAUGUUCAUCUUCAACGGAGGCAUCUUUGUUGCAGGUGCGUCCAUCCUGGGCGUGGGGAUCUGGGUGAAGGUGGACAGUGGUUCUCUGCUGGGUCUGCUGGAUAAGGUGGAGGGCACUCCGUCCGGGUUGUCGCAGCUGGUCAACGUCAGCUACCUGCUGAUCGGAGUGGGCUGCGUGCUGCUGGUCAUCGGCUUCCUGGGCUGCUGCGGGGCGGUCAGGGAGAGCAGGUGCAUGCUGCUGACGUUCUUCAGCAUCGUGUUGAUCAUCUUCCUCGUCGAGGUCGUGGGAGCUGUGGUGCUGCUCGUCUUCCAGGGCGUGGCUGAUCAGCUUCUUGAGAGUCUGGAGGAUGAAGUACGAAAAAGUAUUCAAACAGACUAUGGGAAAGAUGAAGGUUUGACCUCCCUCUGGAACGCCACCAUGACACAGUUUCAGUGCUGCGGAUACAAGAACUACACAGAUUUCGACGGCUCCCCUUUUAACGUAGGCGGCGUUUAUCCAGAAACGUGUUGCAAUUCGACCAUCACCGUGGACGUCUGCAGUCUAAACAAAGCGGAAGAAUCGAUGAUUGACGGCUGCUUUAACAAGCUGCUGCAGCUGAUAGAAGAGAACGCUCUGAUCGUCGCAGGCGUGGCUUUAGGAAUCGCUGCUCUAGAGAUUGCUGCCAUGGUGGUUUCGAUGGUUCUCUACAAAAAGAUCGGCAGCAAGGCAUAGUGUUUCCUGUUUGGGUCGAGAUAACGAUGUUAUAAUUGUUGGAGAAAUUUUCACUUUUUCUGUGUAUAUAUAUUUUUGGAUUAAAAACAGAUUAACAAAGUUUUAGUGCUCCACAUGCCACAUGCGUGUUUCUGCCAUGUGGAGCAUUAAAAUCAAAGACGGAGCGGAGGUUUCAAAUGUAUCUGUGCACAUUUCUACUGUGAUUUAUUUAUGUGUUAGGAAGUCGACUCUCAUAUGUGCUGAUGCAUGCUGUACAGGUGUAAUGAUGCACAUGUUUGUUCACUGCAGUAAAAUGAUACCAUUUAUUUUUGUAUGUUUGAUGAUCUGAAACAAUAAAUAUCACAAUCUUCACCUGUUCUUUUUUUCAUUUCUACAUCGAUGAUGCUCUGUGGCAGAUUUUCAUAGACGUGUUUUCAUAUGUUCACUUUGUAAACGUGUAAUAUGCUUCAGGUUCGGGUCAAUCAGGAUUAAAAGUCUGAACAAAG
Larimichthys crocea (large yellow croaker) is the source of this 1353-nucleotide messenger RNA. It is a transcript of the gene tspan34a, whose product is annotated as tetraspanin 34a. The transcript has 8 exons. Gene Ontology annotation, cellular component: plasma membrane. The coding region runs from base 128 to 868 and encodes 246 amino acids. NCBI's taxonomy places the organism in Eukaryota, Metazoa, Chordata, Actinopteri, Sciaenidae. The record is from RefSeq and is a predicted model, not a curated record.